AUGCAGGUAGCUGAUUUGUAUGCCGACUUUAUCGAUCUCACCAGUGAGAUAUACGGAAAUGCCAAAAGUAAGCUAUCUCUCCAAUGUUCACUGGACCUGACAGACAAUCAAGGAUUGAAAUCACUGAAUCCAAAUUUAGUUGCAGCCAAAGUGAGCGAAAGUAUGAAAAAUGUUAUGAGCUUAGCUGAAGGCUCUUCAAGCUCUAGGCUGGAUGACCUGUCUCUAGAAGAGGAGAAAUGGUUACAGAAGACUGCCUCAACAUUUGCUAGACUCAAGCUCAAUGGGGAAAAAAAUUCUAAUGGUCAUUUCAAUUUGCUCAACUUUCUUGAUUGCUGUUGCAUUGGCUCCUCAACAGCUGUUCAAUUUAGUAUUCAAAGCAAUGCUGUGGUCUGCACCUCCAAUGCUGCUGAAGAAAUAGAGAUUGCGAACAGUGCAGAAGAAAACCAUGUUUAUGACUCAGUAAUAUAUACAGGAUAUCAGACCUUCCAGCCCAAGACUUCAGACGACCUAACUGAAACGAUUAAUUCAAAUGCUACAAGUAUUUCUGACCUAAGUAUCCAGCCUGAAACUUCGGAGAGCCUAACUGAAAGCAUCCCAACCAGUAUUGCUGACCAAACUUUCCAGCCCAAGACUUCAGAGAGUCAAACUGCAACUGUUAGUAGAACCUCUACCUGUGUUGCUGACCAAACUCUUAAUGUUUCCAAAUGCCCAACUGAAACUGAUCCAGUUUAUAUUAAUAUGGCUUGCCAAACUACUGUCAAUGAAAUGAAUAAAUGAAAACAUUUGAGCAGCCUUAAAUAUACUGAAAUUUUAUUCUACAAAAAUGUAACUUCCUUCAGAAUGAAAAAAAAAACAAGUUUUGGGCAAUUAUAUGGAAAAAAAAACAAGUUUGGGACAAUUUUUAAAAAAUGUUUGAUUCAGGUCUUUUUGAAUGAUUGUUGUGUUUUUUUAAUUUUAAAAUAUUUUUUGUGUGUGUUUUAGAUCUAUAUGUUAUCACUGUAAAAUUGAGUUGUUUAAUUUCAUAUGCAUAAGUCUUGUUAAGUUUUUCAGUAUUUUAUAGAGAUAUUUCCUUUUGAUACCAUCAUAAGCGAUUUAAGUUGAUGUACUAGUACAUUGUUUUCUUGAAAUUUUUUUUAGUUUGUAUUUAUGUUAUGAGUGCUGCUUUCAAUCUGUUAGUAUUACUUCUUCCAAAAUUCUUGAUAUUGGUUAGUCUAAUUGUGAAUUCAGGUGUUUUCCUCCAUUUUUUUUAGCUCUGUUGUAAUUUUGGUCCUCUCCUGGUGCUUUGUAAUUUUUUAUUUCUGAUGUUUAAAUUAGAGUUGGUGAGUUUAUAGUGUUGGUAGGUUUAUUGUGUUGGUGGCUGUUCAUAUUUUCCUUUGUCUCCAUCUUGUUUUAUUUAGGAACUCCUCAAAGUAUUCAGCCCAUUUGUCAAUGACCCUUCUGUUUUUUUUGUGACGAGGACACCAUUAUAGUUCUCAUACAUGUGUGAUCUGCUUGAAAUCCAUUCUUGUCAUCUCUUAUUUUCAUGCCCAUUCCUCUCGCAUCAAGGUUCUCAAUGAGUGCUCUUUGUUUUUUUUUGAUUGCCUCAGUUUUAUUCUUUCGGACAGAUUUUGUAACCCUUCGCCUUGCUUCUUUGUACUGCUUUCUGGUUUCUUUCUUUAGCAUUAUUUGUCUGUUCAAUAUGCCUGCAUUCUAUAUGUCAGACUCUCCUUUUCUUUUGCUUAAAUCCAACCAUGUCAUCUGCUUUACUUUUAAUUGCAUGUUGUUGUUUUUUUAUUGCUCAUUUGUUAUAAUUAGGAUUACCCACAGGCUAUGUCUGUUGUGCUUCAACAAUUUAUAUUUUGGUCUGUGAAUUCUAGUAUAUGCUUCAUUUAAUUGGAGUGGCCAGCUUUAAAUUCCUUCCCAUACACACUUCUGGCCUGUGAACUGUUCUCACGUAACAUUUUGACCCAAUAUCCCCCAUCCAAUUUCAAUACUCUUCUAAGAUAUUACUUUGAAUUAGAGCGGCUCACUUAUAUUGAUCUCCCACACACAAACACAUCCUUCUGGCGUUUUUUUUUUUUACCACCACCCCAACACACAAAAUAAAAUAUCUAUAUCUGCUUUUUCUUUUUAAAACAUUUUACACACAUAAAACUAAAUUUUUGUCCUAGCUUUGAUAGAAAAAAAAAGAUUGUUUUCAUAUAAUGUCUACAAAAACAAGUUAGGGGCCACAUACUGCCAUUGAAAUUUACUUUCAAAAGGAGUUGUUUUUUUAAAUGGUGAUUAAAACAGAAAGAAGUAUAAAAUUGUCUUUUUGUUAUAGCAACUCGAAGAUAAAAUUGGGAAUGAAACAUCAUUUUGGGAAGUUUUAAUUGCUGUAGUUUCCAUUUGUGAACUGGCUUAGUUGUUCUAGAGCAGGGGUUCUCAACCUGUGGGUCGCGACCCCCUUGGGUGUCGCCUAAGACCAUCGAAAAUUUGGAUUGUUUUUAUCUAUUCUUUUGCUGUGUGUGUGUGGGGCGGGGGGUUGCGGCCGAGUAGGGGAUUCUAAAAAGGGGUCGCCAAGCUUAAAAGGUUGAGGACUGCUGUUCUAGAGACAAGUUAAGUAAUAACAAGUUAAAUUUGUAUUUUUUUAGUUCACCACAAUCGGGGUACCGUAACUAGUGAAAGGUGAGGGAAUCAGUAAGUGCCCUUAGAAUUAUAGUCUAGAUUGUAAUUGUCCUUUUCCAAUGCUGUUAGAUGUGUUAGGAAUUCUUAAGUUUCUGCAUCAAGUGGGUCUAUCAUGAGAUUUUGAGUAUCAUAUUGCUGUGCUACUUUGGUUAUUGUAUAUUUUACUUUUACUCUUUGUCUAAAUUUAGCUUUGGCGACUAGAUGGUCUGCAUCUGUUUCUCUGAAACUUCUUACAUGAAAUACAUCAAAUCUACAUCUUUUAUUUAUGAUUAUCCAUUUAUGAUCUAUUGGAUUUUGGUUUUUCCAUCAGGUGAGAUAUAUGUUGCUUUGUACAUUUUCUUAUGCUGGAAUUUAGUGCUACAGAUAGACAUUCCUUUUCCUGAGGCCAAGCCCAGUAAUGUUAGAUCAUCAUUAUUUGCCUCUUCAUAUAAGUUUUCUUUGCCGAUUAUUGGUCUGAAGGCGAAUUCUUUUCUAAUGUUGGCAUUGAAAUCUCCUAGAACUAUUUUGAUGUCCUGCAGUGUUGCCUUGUCAUAAAUUCUUCUAGUCCAUCAUAAAAGGC
Molecule: messenger RNA, 3205 nt
Organism: Biomphalaria glabrata
Lineage: Eukaryota; Metazoa; Mollusca; Gastropoda; Planorbidae
Exons: 13
Coding region: 1-777 (258 amino acids)
Source: RefSeq, a predicted model, not a curated record